GUGGGUGGUUGUGCGAUAGUUUCAGUGAUCGAUUUAUUUGUUUCUGCUUCCUAAAAUCUCGUCGAAAUGCCGGACAAUAAUGACAAUAGCAAUGGGAAGACAUUUAAAGAAAGGAAAAGUUUCUGUACCCGAAAAGAAGAAGUUGCAGGAAUCCGAGCAAAAUUUCCAACAAAAGUUCCAGUCAUAGUAGAACGAUACCACAAAGAAACACAGCUUCCGAUUUUAGACAAAACAAAAUUUUUAGUGCCACAAGAACUCACAAUGUCACAGUUCGUCACGAUAAUCAGGAAUCGAAUGUCUCUCAAUGCCAAUCAAGCUUUUUACCUUAUCGUAAACAACAAAAGUGUAGCAAGUAUGUCAACAACGUUAGCGGAGGUUUACAAGGAUGACCGUGAUGAGGACGGGUUUCUUUAUAUGACUUAUGCAUCACAAGAAAUGUUUGGUUGACCGAAAAAGAUUUGGACAAAUUUGUGCAUUCAGCGAUUGGAACAAAUGUGGAUGGAAAGGAUCUCGUAUGUUUGUGUAUGAUCGUCAUACGUACACUUUGACAGAAAGUGAUGCAUCCUUGUAAUUUAUUUCGUGGAGGGUUUUUGUCAAGUUUUUAUCCGUCUUCUCUGUCGUCGGUGAAGCGGCGAUGGAAAAUCCUAAAUCUGCUGGUCAUGUUCAGUUCAAUCCCAUGUUGAACUUAAACCUGGUCUGUAAUGAGAAGCCAUUCAUUGUGGAGGUCACAGGUUGUGACAUGGAUCGAGAGAACGCUGCAUGGUUCUGGAAAAAAAGAUUGAGAGGCAAUUUCCCUGAUAAACGUGUCGGGUUGAAUUCAUGUCAGUUGGACAUUGUCAAUGCAAAAUACUCUGCUUCUGAUUCAUUUCAGUUUCUUUUUGUGAAAGAAAAUGAAUAAUGUGCAAUAAGGGGUUGGGAUAAGGUAGCUUCUGUAUUAGUGUAUCAAACAUUAUACAGUGGAACCUCCCUUAGCAGACUCCUCUCUACUAAGGACAACCUCUCUAUUAAGGACACUACUUUUGGUUCAAAAUUUGUUGUUUCCAUUCGAUUUGACCGCUCUAAUCAGGACACCUCUCUAUUAAAGACAGCGCUUGUCAGUCCCGAGGCUGUCCUUAAUAGAGAGGUUCUACUCUGCCAAGAUUUUGGUCAACAUUUAUGUUGUAGCAACAUUGCUGACUGGAGGUUGCAGUGACGCGCCAGUGACACAAAUUUAUGGAUGAUCAUUGUGAAUUUGGACUGCAUAUUCUGUCUUAUUCUGCCAUUGAAUGUAGUUGAAAUAAAAAAAGGAUGAUUAGAUAAUAAUUGUUCAUAACACUGGCAAUAUUUUGACUGUGCAGGGAUUAAAUUUAUCAUAUCUAAUGCCUUUAAGCCAGGCUAAUACUGAUACAAACUAGAUAUUGAUAACCUUAUAACAGGUUGGGUCAUUUUUAGUUGGAAAAAACUUGCAGUUAGAGUGUAUUUUGACUCCUAGCAGUUCUGGCAUAGAACUGUCACUUGCUUUGGUGAAGACUACAUACUUGUUACAUGUAUGUGAUUUGGUCAUGUCAUCAUCAAACCUGGGGGCUGGGGGGGGGGGGUCUGGGGAGUGUUAUAGUGUAUCCAUCCGGCCAUUGACUUUUGUCUGCUAUGAAUGACUUAUUUAAAAACAGACAGAACGCCAUGGUUGCAAGUGUGAGAAUGAAUUCACCUUGUUCAAAUACGUCAAGAGGUUUUCAGCUGGGGAUACAAUUCAUUUGUUGUCAUGUACCCUAAGUUUGUAGAAACAUACUAUGGCUAAUAUUUAUAAAGACUAGUAAGUGCUUUUACUACAGUUUUCUACAGAGAUGGCUAGUGUAAAUGUACAUGAAGUUUAAAGUAAAAGUAUGUACUAGUCUUUUAUAAAUAUCAGUCAUUGUGAGGAAUAGAUAUUCUGUAUGUGUACUCUAGGCCUGAUACUGUAUGUUGCAAUGCUUUGAAAUGCAUGUAAAUCCUAUUGAUUUCUUGGUUUCAUUCUGUAUCUAAAGCCCUGAAGCUCUUGAGCAGGUGUUGAAUAUUAGGAUAUGUAAAUGUUCUCACUUCCCUCCACUUCAGGACCACAAUUGGUGUGAUCUACAUAAUGUAAGUUGAUAGUAGAAUGUUCCCCAGAGAAAAUUUACCAUCCUGUUGUUCGGUAACUGUAAGGGCAUGGCUAUAGAUACCAAUGGUCAUUGAUUUCAUCUAUAGAAUAUUUUGCUCUGUAGAUCCUUCUUCCUGGAAACAGACUAAGUAAAUUGUCAUCUUUUAUGAACUGCAAAUCAUUUGUUAUUUCUGCCUUCUGAUUAUGACCAUUGCUGUUUCAAUUGACAACUGGGCUGAAACAUGCACAUGUAAACCUGCACCAAUGACCUGAUCGAUUUUUAAAACCAAUGGCUGAAUCAUCGGCCUGUUUUGAAACGCAGAUGUGCCAUCAAUCAUCUGACCCUGAGUCAUCUGAGGUGGCCUGGAAUUUGUAUUUUUUUUAUUUCUUGGAUAAUGUGGAGGUUUUGCAGGCAUACUUUUUAUGUUCAUUAUUUCCUAUUUGGAAUUGUAACAAUUGCAGAUCUAGGAAAUAAACCCAUAACUGAGUCAAUAAAAUUAUAGGUGAAUCUGUUCAUUCCAGUGGAAAGAGCGGGUUUUGGUUAAAAAAUUAAUCACUCACACACAGCAAUCCAUUUGUGCCUUAGACAAAACCGUGGAGAAGUAACAUGUAAGCUUGCAAAAACGCCCGUAUAUUCUGUAUAAAAGUUUGUUUUAACAAUGAAAAUAUGAAUUUGGUACGGAGGGGACCAUCCACUAUAUAAGUAGUCAAUGAUAGUUGUCUUGAGAUUGUUCGGUUUUGUUCUUUAAAUCAAAGACAUCUGAAUCCGUUUUAUUGUUUUCAUUAUUUCAAUUGCAAUGAGUUUAGAUAUUCUAGUUCAUUUGUCAUCAGUUCAUCACAGUUCAAUAUUUUUAUUUAUUUACAACUUUGUUCAAACUACCUUUGUCAGAUGUAGGGUGUACUGUUCAAUCGGUCAGGAGCUGUCACCACUUUCUUGGUGGCAGCAUAAUGGGUGAUAUGAAUAAAGACUAGUAAAUGCUUUUACUUCAGUUUUGUACAGAAAGGCCUAGUGUAAAUGUACAUGGGGUUUUCAGUAAAAGCAAUUGCUAGUCUUUAUUCAUAUCACCCAAUGUCUGAAACGGCUCCUGACUGGUUUAACAGUAGUGUAGCCUCAAGACUGACUUCUUAGCAGGGGGUCUUGGUUAAUUUUCAUGUCUUUAUUAUAUCAUAUGGCUAUUUUGUGUUUAGAAAUAUGUGUAAAAUCAGAUGUAUGCUACCUUCAAGUUAAAUCACAUUUUCUCUUUUGAAAUCACAUUUUGCUGGAGUUAUACUAUUAAAAAGAAUGAUACAUGAGAGUAUCAUCCAGGCUCCCUCUGCUUUGUAUCACUAAUUUCUCAUAUACAAAGAAGCAGUCUUGUAAUAUCAAACACUUGGUGGGUCAAGGCCAUAGGUAUAGGCCAGACUGUGCAUUGGGGAUUGUGAAUGCAAGGUAUAAUAAAAUUCUUCUUCACUUGCGCAAUUGGGGCUUAAGUGACUGAUUUCAAUUGUAAAGUAACGUGAAACUUCUCAAACAAUUGAGUUUGAUUUCGUCAUGGACGGGUCAUAGCACGAUCAUUGUUAGGGGUCAAGUGUGUCCUGGAAAACAUCCUUAAUCCAAAUGUCACCUUAAAUUAUCUUGCUGACCCGAGAUGUUCCACUUUGACUUUUUACCUUUGACAUUAUAAUGAGUCGCUGAUCACUGACGACAAAUAAGUUCAUUUGAGGGCAGGCAUUUCAAAACUAUAGUUUCACUUUUGUGUGGACCUGUAAGGUUACAUAUCUGAAAAUCAUUGCAGGCCACAAUUAGCCUGUUCUUCACCAAAUGUAAUGGAGAUGAAAUCUGAGAAAGAUGUCUUUGUAAAUGAUAAUUGGACAUUUCCAAACGCAGAAUGAAACUGCUAUGAGCUUGAGGUAUGUGCUGAAACAUUUUGACACAAAUGGUAUUGGCAGCUACAAAGGUGGAGGGGGGGGCCUUCAUUAUGGCCAUAAAAUGUGAUAGAUGGAUGGUGUACAAAGUCAAGAAAAAUGUCAAUGAAUCACUUCCAGUAUUUUUCCCAAUCAAUUGUUUCAUUAUCUGGCACAGCCUGAUAUCGGAUUUACUGACCGUAAAUCAAGCCUGCAUUGAAAGCCCAGGCCUGCUCUACAACACAUGAUGCACAGGAUUGCAGCCUUUAUGUUUAACAACAGUCGUCUAAAUCCACAGUGUGAUCUGUAUUGUUUCAUAUUGAUCAUGUUCAGGUGAUUGUAGUAUUGUAGUAAUGAUGAUAGCGCCAUAUGUGCAGUAUUUAUCAAUGGGUGGGAACGAUGUUAUGGAGAGUAGACCAACAAGAAUUUUUCUCAAUGAAAAAAGGGUAUGAUAAGGGGGUGAAUAAAUCAUGUAACUGAACAAUUGGAUGAUAUUAGUAUUACAAACUGUGAUAAAUGAAUGUCAUGUACUUUAUUAAGUCCCAUGUCAAUAAAUAAAGUAUUUUCUUACAA
Lineus longissimus is the source of this 4552-nucleotide messenger RNA. RefSeq names its product microtubule-associated proteins 1A/1B light chain 3C-like. Gene Ontology annotation, cellular component: cytosol; autophagosome membrane; autophagosome. Bases 67 to 447 code for a protein of 126 amino acids. Gene Ontology annotation, molecular function: ubiquitin protein ligase binding. The record is from RefSeq and is a predicted model, not a curated record. Gene Ontology annotation, biological process: macroautophagy; autophagy of mitochondrion; cellular response to nitrogen starvation. Lineage: Eukaryota; Metazoa; Nemertea; Pilidiophora; Heteronemertea; Lineidae. The transcript has 4 exons.